AUGCUUCGCCCUUUGCGACGGACAUGGACAAGUCGCAAGUGCCUGCAUCUGCGGCCCCAACCCCGAGCCUUUGCGAGCGCCGCAUCUUCUCCGACAACGUCCUCUGAAUACAUCCCAGCAGACAACAGUGCAGCAAAAGCGAAGACCGACGACCAUACUCUGCGCUGUGUUUUUGAUUCUCAGCCAUUCUGGAAUGAGUUCUCCCAGCAGCGCACCUCCACAGUCUCCAGACAAGCCGGAUUGGUACAAAACCAGUACCUGACAACGCCCGAAGGCUUCAGGACAUUUGCAAAUGUCUCGCUACAAAGAUGUCAGGCCAUUGUGGCUAAGGUGCUUGCCGCCUCGACGGUGGACGAGUAUAGGGCGCUAGCACGAGAUCUUGACCGGCUCAGCGACCUCUUGUGUCGUGUCAUCGACCUAUCCGACUUCAUUCGAACUAUCCACCCCGAUCCACGGAUACAAGAAGCAGCCACGCAGGCGUGGGCUCUUAUGUUUGAAUAUAUGAACGUUUUGAACACAACCACGGGGCUCCAUGAACAGCUCAACAAGGCUUUGAACAACCCCGAGGUGACAUCAUCAUGGACCGAGGGAGAGAAAAUCGUUGCCCAAAUUCUGAACAAGGAUUUCUCGAACUCCGCGAUUCAUAUGCCGCCCAAUGUGAGACAACGCUUUGUGGAGCUUUCGAAUGAUGUGAGCCAGUUGGGCUCGGAGUUCAUGAAUGGCGCAGAGCCUGCGAGGUCCCAGGUCGUCUUUGGUGCCAACAGCCUCCAAGGAUUGGAUCCUAUGGUCAUCUCCAAAAUUAAGAGGUGGAACAAGAAAGCCCCGGUACCGACUACGGGGGUCAUCCCUCGACUUGCUCUUCGCUCAGUUCACGAUGAAGAUGUUCGCAAACAAAUAUAUCUGGCGACCAGAACAUCGAGUAAGCGCCAGAUUCACAGAUUGGAGGAGCUUCUCAUGAAGAGAUCUGAGCUAGCACGACUCACUGGACACAACAGCUUUGCGCACAUGACUCUCGGUGACAAGAUGGCCAAGACACCCGAAGCUGUGUCCAACUUCUUGACUUCACUUGUUUCGAGCAACCGGGGCCCAGUCCAGGAGGAGCUAUCCAAGCUGCAGGCCUCAAAGCCAGGCUCGGCUCUGCAGCCCUGGGAUCAUGCAUAUUACGUUCACAAGCGCGUUUUGGAAUAUUCCCAGGCUCGUCGCUCUCGUCACAUGGGCGUCAUCAACGAGUUCUUUUCAUUGGGGACAGUGAUGCAGGGUCUUUCUCGACUCUUUGACCGUCUGUACGGUGUACGCCUGGUUCCAAAUGAGGCAUCUCCCGGUGAGACCUGGCACCCGGAUGUUCGUCGAUUGGAUGUAGUGGACGAAUCCGAUAAUCACAUCGCAGUCAUCUACUGCGACUUAUUUACCAGGCCAAGCAAGCACCCCAAUCCUGCUCACUUUACUCUCCGCUGCUCGCGCGAGAUUUCCGCGGAGGAGGUCGCCGAGUGUGCUUCAAUGAACGAGACUGCACACCCGAACGAUGGCAUGGCGACUGGUGUCGACCCGCACACCAGAACUUUACGUCAACUUCCAACCAUUGCCCUCGUUUGCGACUUCCAGGAGCCACAGGCCAAUGGCAGCGGUCAGCCGACUUUGCUAAAUGAACAGAGCGUUCGUACCCUGUUCCACGAGAUGGGCCAUGCAGUCCACUCUAUACUGGGCCAAACACCUCUUCAAUCCAUCUCGGGUACCCGAUGCGCUACGGACUUCGCCGAACUUCCCUCUGUAUUGAUGGAAAGUUUUGCCACAGCACCAGAGGUCCUCAGCCUCUACGCGCGGCACUGGAAGACCGACGAGCCUCUGUCUGAGGCCAUGAUGCGAAGCAUGGAGCUAGAUCGCACUGCGCACGGAUCUAUCUACGGUGCGGUUGAGAAUGAGGCUCAGAUCCUCAUGGCGCUCGUUGACCAGGCAUACCACACGAUCCCAGCUGAAGUCAGCUCCGCCGGCAUCGACUCUACCGCCAUCUACCACCGAGUCUUCGGUGAGCACUCAUGUCUACCCGAUCCGGCCAACCUACAGCCACCUACCUCGUGGCAGGGCUUCUUCGGCCACCUGUAUGGCUACGGUGCCACAUAUUACAGUUAUAUCUUUGAUCGCGCGAUCGCGAAUAAACUUUGGCAGGACGUCUUCCAGUCCGGCCGGGCGGCUACUGAUCGCGCCGCGGGCGAGCGAUACAAGAACGAGGUUCUCCGCUGGGGCGGUGGUCGCAAUGGCUGGAAAUGCGUAGCUGGCGUGCUGGGAAGCAGCAAUCCGUCCAACACAAACGGUCGUCUGGCUGAAGGCGGCGAUGAAGCGAUGAGUGAGGUUGGUCGCUGGGGCCUCGGGCGCGAAGGCGUAUCUGGAUAA
Molecule: messenger RNA, 2388 nt
Organism: Penicillium bovifimosum
Lineage: Eukaryota; Fungi; Ascomycota; Eurotiomycetes; Eurotiales; Aspergillaceae
Product: mitochondrial intermediate peptidase
Exons: 1
Coding region: 1-2388 (795 amino acids)
Biological process (GO): peptide metabolic process
Cellular component (GO): mitochondrion
Molecular function (GO): metalloendopeptidase activity
Source: RefSeq, a predicted model, not a curated record